AUGGAAAACCAAGAAAUUUUGAGAAGUAAGCCACUCUCCUAUGAAGCGUCGAAGGCAGUGCUGAAAUCAUUGAAACUGGAAACGAGAGAAUCCAUCAACAGACGGAUUCCGGCACUUCGCACUGUCAACUCCCGAUUACCAUAUGUUUUGGAAGAUGUAGUCAUAUGCGAUGACUUUUUUGAAAUCGACGGAAGACAAUGGAACAUGAGACCAGUCUGGGUACAAAUUUCUGAAAAUCCAAUAAGACAAGUUGUGGAUCCUGAAAAGUGUAAAUUGGAACUUCACCAGAAUUUACGUAAAGAGUACUAUUCUUUGAACAAAUCCCCUGAAGAGAUUUACGAGAAACUAUUUCAUGAGUACAUAAGAGAUGGAACAGUUGUCAGAGGUUCACUUUAUCUUAUUGGAAUUCCUGAAUUUAUGAAAGGAAUAAGAGAAAAUGAAAAGGAUUUGAAGAUGAAAGUAACGAAUUUGGAGGUGGAUAUUUAUGAAAGAGAUUAUCAUUUUUUUCGGUUUAUUGAUGUGGUUGUGUUGGAAAAUGUCUUGAUUAUUGCUUAUGAGAAUUCGCUGACCCUUCUUGACAAGCCAGAGAUCAAAACCUGCCAGAACCUCACCGUUGUUGCAGUUUUCUAUGUCUUACCAUCAGUUGACCAAUUUCUACGUCUCCGAAAUCAAAACCUCAAAUUAGAAAAUUUCGGCCUCACACUUCAUGAUCUACAACUGCUUGUGCAGGACUGGAUUACCACUGGCCGAGAUAUUGGGUCACGCUUCAGGUGGGAGCCGCCGCUUUCAUCCGAGGACGUUCUACCUAUUAUGGAGCAUCUGAAAACGCAUUUGGGUGCUGUUGAAGCGGGGUCUCAUCUUGACUAUUAUUUCUCCAACAAAACAAUUCAUGGCAAAGGUAUAACUCUCAAAAUGGGAGAGGAUUGUGAGCUGGUGAUGUUCUGUGGCAAGAGCAACAUCCCGUCGGCGUUUCACAUCCUACAUCCAUGGUUUUUUGAAAUGGAGGUUGUAUCGAGCACCCGUGCAGCUGUCACCGUGCCAACUUCCGGUGUUUAA
This is a messenger RNA of Caenorhabditis remanei, 1056 nucleotides long. RefSeq lists its product as uncharacterized. The transcript is spliced from 4 exons. The record is from RefSeq and is a predicted model, not a curated record. Lineage: Eukaryota; Metazoa; Nematoda; Chromadorea; Rhabditida; Rhabditidae. Bases 1 to 1056 code for a protein of 351 amino acids.